CCGCCGCCCCGGCCCGGCAGGAUGAUCAAGCUGUUCUCGCUGAAGCAGCAGAAGAAGGAGGAGGAAUCGGCGGGCGGCACCAAGAGCUCCAGCAAGAAGGCCUCGGCCGCGCAGCUCCGCAUCCAGAAAGACAUCAACGAGCUGAACCUGCCCAAGACGUGCGAGAUCGACUUCUCGGACCAGGACGACCUGCUGCACUUCCGGCUGCUCAUCUGUCCUGACGAGGGUUUUUACAAGGGCGGAAAAUUCGUCUUCAGCUUUAAGGUCAGUGCUGGGGAUUUUGGGGAGCCGAACCCCGAGGACCCCCUGAACAAGGAGGCUGCCGAGGUUCUGCAGAGCAACCGGCGCCUGUUCGAGCAGAACGUGCAGCGCUCGCUGCGGGGCGGAUACGUGGGCGCCACCUACUUCGAGCGCUGCCUCAAGUGACCCCAAAA
Messenger RNA from Sturnus vulgaris (Common starling), 434 nucleotides. The record is from RefSeq and is a predicted model, not a curated record. NCBI's taxonomy places the organism in Eukaryota, Metazoa, Chordata, Aves, Passeriformes, Sturnidae.